GGGAAAAAAAAAUGCGGCGGUGGCGAACGACGCAACACAUGCAGGCGGCGCGGGGAUGACCAUGUGCGGGGCGGCGGCGGCGGUGGGUACGCUGGUCGUCGUCGUCGUGGUCUCCGUCCUGUGAACAAAGAAGCAGGUCGUCUCCGCAGUAGCAGCGCCGGGGCGGUUCCAUCGCCCGCGGGCGGCCGGCUGGCCCCGAUCGGCGCUUAUACUUAAAAGGACGGGUGGUCAGCCCAAGGGAAGCCAGUGCGCGAGAGCGACUUGCACCGGAAGCCCCGCGCCGCUGCUGCUACCGUCACUGCCCUCGCCGUUGCCGCCGCCGCCGCAGCCACCCAGGGCGCCAUGAUAGCUUUCCUGAGCGUCAUCCUCGUCGCGUCUCUCGGACCACACGUCCGAGCGGGAGAUGCUUCCCACAGCAGUUCUGGUGGAUCUUCAGCAUCCGGCACGCCAGUCUACAAGCUAGCUCAAGGACUCGGGCCUUCACCAAACCAUGGCCAACCGGUCAAGGUGCCCGCUGCAGUGUUCGCCUCCAGUGCUGGAGCAGCCGCCGCGCAAGCGGGCGGCCCGGGGCCGUCUGGCUACCCUGGCGCAGGCGCCCACGGUGCACCCGGCGUGCACUUGAACGCCGGCGCCCCUCCCGCCGGCGGCGGGGCCGGUUACGGCUUCGCUCCUGGCUAUGGCUACAACCCGGCAGGCGCUGGAGGACCAGCAGCAGGAGCCGGUGGCUACCCUAGAGCUCUCCUGCCUCAAGCGUACGCUGGUGCCGCAGGCGGCGGCCACCAACAGCUGGUAGCCAUUGGUGGGCCUUCCUACGGCGCCGGAGCACCGGGAUACGGCGCCGGAGGACCUGCAGCAGCCUACCCGGCGGGACACCCAGGUCCAGCGGGAGCUCUCGGUCCGGUGUCUCUGGGGGGAUACGGAGGAGCUCACGGAGGUGCGGCGGGCUACGGUGGAGCUCACGGAGGUCCGGCGGGAUACGGCGGAGCUCAUGGAGGUGUGGUGGGAUACGGCGGAGCUCACGGAGGUGCGGCGGGAUACGGCGGAGCUCACGGAGGUGCGGCGGGAUACGGCGGAGCUCAAGGAGGUGCGGCGGGAUACGGCGGAGAUCACGGAGGUGUGGCAGGUGCGCAUGUGGCUGGACCUCAGGCGUACGGACUGAUCGGCCAGGGUUACGGCGGGGGACACGUGGGCUCUCCCGGUACAGCCUUCGGUAGUGCGGCAGCUGGACCAGGAGGGCACGCUGGUGGUGGCCCCGCCGUCUACGCCCUGCCUCCGUCUGCCGCAGGCGGCCACGUGCAUGGAGGAGCCCUUCACGCCGGAGCAUAUCCUGGCGGUGGCGGUGGCGCGUACCUUGGCGCAGCCGGGGGUCAUGCGGCUGGGCUGCCCGCUGGUCUCGCAGGACAAGGUGGACACGUCGUCCAGUUCGCCGGCGGACCGGUCGGCCAGUACCCUCUCGGCCAGGGUGCCGGCCAAGCUGGCGUUCCCCUGCACGCCCUCGGCCACGGGGGUGGCUACGGCGGUCAGGUGGCCGGAUUCGCGGGGCCAUCGCUAGUCGCUGGUCCAGGAGCAGCAGCUGGUCACGGGUAUGGCGGGCCGGUAGGUGCGGCUCCCGGAUACCAUGGACAUCCCGGUCACGCUGUCGGCGGUCUGCAUCCCGCGCUAGCGGGAGGAGCCGGCGGAGCCGCUGCUAAGUCCGGCGCCACUGGACAGGCCGGUCUCGGAGUCACGUACGGCGGCCAAGGGAAGCAGAAAUCAUCCAGAUGAACACAACAUUCAUAGUUAGGGUUGUUUUGAAUGAAGCACUGAAGACUGCGCGGGGAAUGCGGAAGAAAAAUAAGGGAAGAGAUAAAGUUCGUUGUAUAGUAUGCCUGAGCGCGCUCUAUUGAAUGCCGCUAAAGCAGUAUAGUGCAAGGGAGAAUUUGUAUUCUGAUUUAAAUUCUGAACUCAUGCAUCUUCUUUCGCCAUUCGAAUCUACGUUAGCCUGAUAGACUAAAGCAUGAAAAAGAAACGUUAAUUCGCUCUGAUUCAGAUUGUACAGCAAAAUUGCAAACAGGGGAUUCUUUAUCUCAACAGAGUUUCCCUAUUGAGUGUACUGUACUACGCAUAGUCGCCUCCAUCUUGUUCGAUACGCCACCACCAACAUCGUGGGCUCCAUUAAACACAUUACUGACACCCAA
Messenger RNA from Dermacentor andersoni, 2177 nucleotides. RefSeq lists its product as uncharacterized. The record is from RefSeq and is a predicted model, not a curated record. NCBI's taxonomy places the organism in Eukaryota, Metazoa, Arthropoda, Arachnida, Ixodida, Ixodidae.